UGGUUUGAAUCCAGGGAUUUUUAUCAGGCUGCUAAAGAAACUGGAGUCAACCACCAGCAGUGUGUGUGUGUGUGUGUGUGUGUGUAUGUGUGUGUGGCAUAGGAUCAAAUAUUACCUACAAAACAGCUCGUUUUUCUAGUUGAAAUGCAUCCAGUGAGAGUGUCGAUCCCGUCGUUUCGGUCAGAAAACAACUCGAUCGAGAAAGGAUUCACGGUUUUUAGAAUUGACGUGCUGAUGAAUGGCAGACAACAUGCUGUUGAAAAACGCUACAGUGAAUUCCACGCUUUGCAUAAAAUGCUAAAGAAGAGCCUAAAGCCACCUGAGAUCCCUUCCAAACAUGUCAGAAACUGGGUUCCCAAAGUCCUGGAGCAGCGGAGGCACGGUCUGGAGCUCUACCUGCAGUCUGUAAUUAUGGAAAACGAAGUUCUUCCAAAGAUAUUUCUGGAUUUCCUGAAUAUCCGCCAUUUUCCUUCAGUGCCAAAAACAGAAAGCUGUGGGUCGUUUGAUACAGAAUCAGAGGAAUCAAGUAAACUUUCACAUCAGCCAGUCUUGCUGUUUCUGAGAGACCCCUACCUGCUGCCAUCUGCUCACGAUGCGUUUUCGAAUGUUGUGAUUGAAGGUGUGGUGCACGGAGUUUUCUAUCCAGAUCUUCAACCGAGGUAGAACCGCAGAUCCCAAUCUGAGGGCACGUCACCGCAAACAGAUGUUCUCACAUCGUUCUGGGUGUGCAUCAUGAAGGACGUGACAUGUUAAGAUACACUGAGCCCCGUUUACGUUUUCCAAAACGGAAAACAAAAACCUAUAUAUUUAUUAUCUUCUCUCGACAAAUCACUGGCACCAUCAGUUUUUCUUGAAAAGGUCAAGUGUGUCCCUUAUUUCAAAGGAUUUGAAUCCUAAAAUGUAACUAUACUUGAACAGUUAGGCAGGUAAAUGUUUUUAGGCAUUAGAAUCAAAAGACUAACAAGAUCAUUUUCAGAUUAUGGCAAAUAAUAACUUAUAUUUUCAUUCUUUCUUAAGAAAGUAAUAAGUUUAAUUGACAUACAGUAUUAACUGGAAAUAGAGAUAAGAGGCUGAGCAAAGGAGGGGAGAACUAAAGUGUUUUAGUACAUAAAUACAAGAAACUCUGGAGAACCAGGAAGGAGAAGCUGAUGCCAGCUGGACUGAAGGUUAGUUUUCCACACAGAGAGGAGGCCAAAGCACAGGGCUGGAGUGUGGAGCUGGAUCAUGGCCUGCAAACAGGGAGGUGCCACACCCUUUGUAGCACCAGCACUGCGGUUUUAAGAAUUUGUUCUGAGCUGCCACAUUGAGCCAUCUGAGGAAGAAGCAGUGGAGCAAUUUUGAGUGUGUUUGUGCUAUCUGGUGGAGUUGCUACAUGUGAGGGUGGAAGUGAUUGGAGUUGUGAUGUGGACCUCAUUUUGAGCAUCAGAUGUGUGUGAAGGAGUACUGUAGUGUUUACGAUGGUGAUAGUGGAAGUGCAGCUUAGUUUGGGGGAGGUGAUGAGCCAGAGGGUUUGGGCACAAAGGCCUUUUGAAUUGUAACCAGGACAGACAGACGUAUGUGACACAAGCUGUGAGCGGGGAAUGAUGAUGAUGAUGAUGAUGAUGAUGAUAACUCCACAGAUUUAGCAUUGCACUCCUAUUGCAUUGUCAAAAUCCCGAUUAUAUAAUGCAGCAGAACCAGAGAUAUGUUUUUUAUUCCAUGUAUUCUUUUGCUUACUUGCAUUACUCAAUGCAAUUCCACCGUCGACAGUUUGGACGUAGAUUCAGGUGUGUUGUGCUAGUUGCGGCUGAAUUAGCCUUAAGCAGAGAUGAGGAGCUGCAGAGAUCUGGUAACCUCACUUCUCUCUGACUCCACACGCCCAGAUUAUUUCAUUUUCAGAUUUAGCAAUUUAUCAGAUUUGGCACUGCUCCCUCAAGAGCCACAAAAAGCUUUGUACAACAUUUCACAUAUGCAGCAGUACUCCCGAAGACCUGUGAACAGACUUCGGUGGGUAAAAUCGAGUCCGUCUCUGAGGGAAUUAGGGCAAAUUUGAGGGUACUUCUCCCUUUCUGAUUUGUGCGUGCUUUCUUCUUUCACAUUUCGAAAGAUGUUUAAUGAAAGAAGCAAUGAUGGAUUUGAUGAGGACUGAUAGCAUAGCAGGAGAAUGAGCCUGUUUGACCAAAGGGUGUAAACGGUUUGUUGAUGUCCCAAGUACGACAUGUGAAAAUAGUUCCAGCUUGUGCAAAAAUAAUGUAAAAAAUGAAAUCUAUAAUCAUUAAAUCAAAGUAGAAAUCCUUCUUAUUUCUGACUAGAACUGACACAGGCCUGUUAUUAUUGUCCCCAAAGAAACAACUUCUACAGACUGUGCGCACACACAUAUUUAGCAGCAGUUAGUGCAAGUGGAUUUUUACAUGAGUAGGAAAAAUAAAAGUGGAAGGCCAGUAUCUAACACUAUACCAAUUAAGUUUAAUGUUUAAUUUACACAUCAUAUACAAGGCCCGGUUUUCACUCGUAGUGAUAAGAGGCAUCAUCACCCAUCAUGUAAAAGGGAAAACAUUUUUAAAAUGAGAGAUGGGGAUUUAAAAGACUUACAAACCAGUAAAACACUGUGCAAUAUGAAAUAAAUACAGAUUGUCUUUAUAUUGUUCCUUGUGAAGUACAAACCAUCUCCUGUUGUGGACACUUGAAAUGACGUGUAGCUUUUGUGAAACAAUAUGUUGCAUGUCACUUUCUGGGCAGUAAUUGAUGAAACUUUCUUAUGACUGGACCUCCACUACAGCAGUGACGACUACAUAUUUAUACUGAAUUAAAUUAAUCCUGAGCAUCUAACCUCAAUUUAACAGAUCAUGAUUUUAUGUUUUAACAAAGUAAAUAAUUUCCUAGAGAUCCUUCUUAGAUUUAUAUGUAUUUAUAGUGUGUAACAUUGUACUUACUAUGUGAAAAGUGUCAUUUAUGUGCCAUAAUGUCCACCCUACAGUGAACACUGGAAUUCUACUGUAGCACUUUAAAAUGGGCGAUAUGUAAAAUACUGACACCAAUAAAAUUAUUUCCACAA
Molecule: messenger RNA, 3034 nt
Organism: Cottoperca gobio
Lineage: Eukaryota; Metazoa; Chordata; Actinopteri; Perciformes; Bovichtidae
Gene: snx24
Product: sorting nexin 24
Exons: 7
Coding region: 145-663 (172 amino acids)
Molecular function (GO): phosphatidylinositol phosphate binding
Source: RefSeq, a predicted model, not a curated record